This is a messenger RNA of Talaromyces proteolyticus, 1146 nucleotides long. RefSeq lists its product as uncharacterized. The coding region runs from base 248 to 1087 and encodes 279 amino acids. Gene Ontology annotation, molecular function: FMN binding. The record is from RefSeq and is a predicted model, not a curated record. NCBI's taxonomy places the organism in Eukaryota, Fungi, Ascomycota, Eurotiomycetes, Eurotiales, Trichocomaceae. The transcript has a single exon.
GUCAUCAUAGUGCGAUAAGACGAUAACCCCGCAGCUUAUCGCGUACUUCGAUACUUAAUUUUUCGACUUCUUCAAAAUGGUCUUGUUCACCCUUUAACAUUAAAAGUUAAUAGACGAAAACAUUCAUGUUUAUAGUUGACUCCUUUCCCAUCACGGUCUUCCUUUCGGUCUUUAAUUGACAUCCACAACUCGAUUUUAGCCUGAUCUUAUCUAUCUCCUCGCUGCGGGGAUUAAGGAAUCUGUUAAUAUGUCGCACCCACCCUUCAAAUCCGUGGAAGCCUCUCGGCCGCCCUGGGACUCUUCUGCGCAUCCACACUAUACGCAAACGCUCAAUCCAUCCUACACACCUGGCUCAGGCUCAUUCACCAAAACCGAGUCCGAAUCAGCGACGCACGUCAGCAUCGAUCCCUACGGACCCAACCGGCCAGCGAAUCUGAAUUACAAACUUCUAAUCAGCGCAAUCACCCCCCGACCCAUUGGAUUCAUCGCCACGAGAUCCGCAGACGGCUCAACCACAAAUCUAAGCCCAUUCAGUUUCUUCAACGUAGUCGCGACAGACCCUCCCAUCUUCGUCGUCGGGUUAGUCGGCAAGGGUGCCACGGGUGGCAAGAAGGAUACAUUGGCGAACAUCAUCGAGACCGGUGAAUGCGUGAUUAAUAUUAUAUCGGAGGAUUUCAUCGAUGCUGCGAAUAUAGCCUGUGUUGAUGCACCGUACGGUGUGAGCGAGUUCGAUAUUUCGGGAUUGACGCGUGCAGAUACCGAGGUUGUUGCUACGCCGCGAGUGAAGGAGGCUGUGUUUUCGAUUGAGGCGAAGCUUGUUGAGAAUCGGGAGUUUCAUUCAAAGACGGACCCGACGAGGGUCAGCUCGACUAUGGUGGUCGUUGAGGGCGUUCGGUUCUGGGCGAGAGAAGAUGCGCUGAAUGAGGAAAGGAGUCUGAUUGAUAUUGAGAAGUUGAGGCCUGUGGCGAGGAUGGGGGGUAUUACGUAUGCUAGAGUUACAGAUUUGUUUGAACUGCCUAGGCCAGUUUGGGGAAAUGAUUUCACGGAUGAAGAAAGGAAUCGUUUCACUGCAGGGGAUAAUAACUAGAGAUUAUGCAUUGGUUGAUGGUUUAUAGAUCAUAGAGAUUAGACGAACGAAAUGUUAAU